GACGCGACCAUGGACAGAGCGCCAGCUGCCUUUCAUUGCAGGCUCUGCGAUACUCCGCUCGCAACGUCUGCGGAAUUUCGGCAUCACGCAAAAAGCGACUCGCACGUCUACAAAUUGCAGUGUCGCGUGGCGACUCUGGGAGCCGCCGUGCCGACUCCCCGAAGCCACGGAACAGACGACAGUGUGGCAGCUAUAGAACCAUGGUCGGCGGAGGAUCAGUCUACUGACAGUCAGACGGAAAGCGACGCGGACGAGACAGAAGGCCAAGAUUCAGCUCCAUCGUUCAAUCCGCGACAAUGCCUGUUCUGCGGUGAUGAGAGUGACGGGUUCGAGAGCAAUGUCGCCCACAUGGCUUCGGUGCACAGCUUCAUUGUGCCGUAUCAAAGCUGCCUGGCUGUCGAUCUACAAACCUUGAUCUGGUACCUCCAUGUCGUCAUCUUCGGAUACCGCGAAUGCAUCCUGUGCACGACGCGGCGCAGCACAGUUCAAGGCAUUCAGCAGCAUAUGACGGCCAAGGGACACUGCCGGUUCGACAUUUCCGCAGAUACGGAAGAUUUCUAUGAGCUUCCUGAGUCGCAAUACCAUGACUUGGCAGAUCUCGCACGACCAGAUGAAGCGUCCUUGCGGCUUCCAUCAGGCAAGCUUCUCGGCCACAGAGCGUUACGCGAGGCGCAAGCCAGGCCGCGAUCCACCCAACAAGAAGUAUCUGACGGGUCGAGAAAUGCCCAGCUCGGUUCGGAGCAGCCGAGAGGAGUAGGUCAGGAUGUUGCUGCGAAAGAUGAGUCGAGCUCAGCUAUUCUCGCCGCACGGCUUUCUCAGCUGAGCGUUCGGGAUCAAAACACGCUGGCGCUCCUGCCAAGUCAUGAGAUCCGCUCAGUCUUGGCCACGAGAAGGAAGCAAUUGGACAAGGCUAGAAGAGAAGAAACUAGGGCUAGGAGGAAGGUGGAGAGGCUGGGAAACAAAACACUGAUGAAACACUUCAAGCCCGAUGUACCAGGACGAUCGAACGGCUAG
Molecule: messenger RNA, 1014 nt
Organism: Purpureocillium takamizusanense
Lineage: Eukaryota; Fungi; Ascomycota; Sordariomycetes; Hypocreales; Ophiocordycipitaceae
Exons: 2
Coding region: 10-1014 (334 amino acids)
Biological process (GO): ribosomal large subunit biogenesis
Cellular component (GO): preribosome, large subunit precursor
Source: RefSeq, a predicted model, not a curated record